Messenger RNA from Talaromyces rugulosus, 729 nucleotides. RefSeq lists its product as uncharacterized. Bases 1 to 729 code for a protein of 242 amino acids. NCBI's taxonomy places the organism in Eukaryota, Fungi, Ascomycota, Eurotiomycetes, Eurotiales, Trichocomaceae. The record is from RefSeq and is a predicted model, not a curated record. The transcript is spliced from 5 exons.
AUGGCAUCCAUUGCCCAGAACCCACCGCCACGGCCCCGCAGGUUUGCCCCUCUAAAAGGAGACUCGGAGGGAGCGCAGACAAAACUGCAGGGCAUUGUAUUCGACGUUGAUGGCACCCUUUGUCUUCCUCAGCAUUAUAUGUUUACCCAGAUGCGCGCUGCACUCGGUAUUGACCGCUCAGUCGACAUUCUUGACCAUAUUCGCGCUCUGCCCUCAGAUGAGGCGCGCAGCGAGGCAGUGGCCAAGAUCCAGGCCAUUGAGCGCGAAGCCAUGCUUGCUCAGCAACCCCAGCCCGGUCUUGUGCAGCUGAUGGACUAUCUCGAAAGAAAGAACAUGCGCCGAGCACUGUGCACGAGAAACUUUGAGGCGCCGGUGACACAUCUUUUACAGAAUCACCUACCUGAUCAUAUCUUUGAGCCAAUUAUCACUCGCGAUACGCCAAAUCUUCUGCCCAAGCCAGAGCCAGCCGGUAUCUUGCACAUUGCACGCCAAUGGAACUUGGAUAACCAUGCAGAAAGCAUGAUCAUGGUUGGAGAUAGCAUUGAUGAUAUGACUUCUGGUCAUACAGCUGGCGCAGCCACUGUAUUACUCGUCAACGAACGCAAUACACACCUGAAAGAACACCACCACACAGAUCUAUGCAUCUCAAGACUUGAUGACCUUAUCGACAUUUUAGAGAAUGGAUUCGUGGGUGACAACAGUGCUGGUUCCAGCAGCACCUCACAAUAA